AUGGCACAGUGGUUCCAACGCAAUGCCUCUCCAGCCGUACAGCUCGGCAUCGCUGCGACUUGUGGGGCAAUUGCUGCCUCCACACUAUUAUAUACAGCUCAUGCGAUCCACCAGCGGCAGGUGACGGAAGAGCUCAAAGCCUCCAUACCCGAACUCUCUCUCGAUCACCACGCCACGCAACUGACAGAAUACGGAGGCGCCAGUCGCGGGAGCAUCUCGGAUAAACAAGACGAGCGGUCCGCAAAAAUGGCCGCGCGUGCAAGGAAAGGAGAUUAUGACGAGGAACUUAUCCUCGAACAACUGGCUCGAAACCGAGUGUUUCUCAAAGAUGAAGGUCUAGCAAAGCUACGGAAAUCGUUCAUCGUGGUUGUCGGCCUGGGCGGCGUUGGGAGCCACUGCGUUGCAGCGUUGGCGAGGAGCGGUGUCUCACGAAUACGGAUCAUCGAUUUCGAUCAGGUCACUCUGAGCAGUCUGAAUCGUCAUGCCCUGGCCACACUGGCCGACGUCGGCACGCCCAAGGUGCACUGUGUGCGGAAACGGCUGGAGCAGAUCACCCCGUGGACGAGGAUUGAUACUCGGAAUGAGCUUUUGAGCUCGCAGUCCAUGGAAGCACUCUUGGGGGAGUGGGAUUACGAGCUGCGAGACGACGACGAAGAUAAUGGCCGAGAUCCGGACUGGGUUGUGGACGCGAUCGAUAAUAUAGACUCGAAAGUCGCGCUGCUCCAGUAUUGCACGAUCAAGGGAAUCAAAGUGAUCAGUGCCAUGGGUGCCGGCUGUAAGAGUGACCCUACUAGAAUACAGGUUGGGGACAUCUCGACCAGCACGGACGACCCGUUGUCGAAAUCUACGAGGCGCAGGCUGAGAGCAAUGGGCAUCAAGGACGGAAUACCGGUCGUCUUCUCGACAGAGAAGCCGGGCGAAGGUAAGGCUGAGCUCCUCCCGAUCACAGACGAGGAAUUCGAGAAGGGCAAUGUCGAUAAGCUUGGCGUGCUGCCCGAAUUCAGAGUCAGGAUUCUUCCCGUCCUCGGAACGAUGCCCGCCAUAUUCGGCUACACGAUCGCCAACCACAUCAUCUGCAGCAUCGCUGGGUACCCGAUGGACUACCGGAUAGGAGACAAGGGGCGAGACAAGAUGUAUGACGGCAUACUCUCUGGAUUGCAAGCGCUGGAAGAACGACUUGUCCGAUCAGCCAACGGACAAGACGCGGUAGGUCUCCGCCUCCCUCUCGGCCGCGACGACAUCUCCUACCUCGUCGAAGAGGUAUUCCGAGGCAAGAGCGUCGUCAGCGGCCUCUCAACGCGUCUGGCGUUGAUACGUUGGCGAAAGCCCGCUGCUGCAUUCAAAAUCGACGAUGAAUAUCUAAAAGAAGGCCAAAAGAUGAUCAAGCUGCCGCUGACGGAUCUGGUUUUGAUGACUAAAGAGGAGGCUCAGAAGCAUGAGAAGCUGGUCUUGAGAGGCAAUUCGACCCCUGAGGAUGUUUACGAGCCGGACGUCCUGGUUCUGGUCACAAAAAGACUUAAUGAAGAACGUUCUUAUGACCGAUACAGAUGA
Exophiala aquamarina CBS 119918 is the source of this 1551-nucleotide messenger RNA. RefSeq lists its product as uncharacterized. Gene Ontology annotation, molecular function: tRNA threonylcarbamoyladenosine dehydratase activity; ubiquitin-like modifier activating enzyme activity. Bases 1 to 1551 code for a protein of 516 amino acids. Gene Ontology annotation, biological process: cyclic threonylcarbamoyladenosine biosynthetic process. The transcript has a single exon. NCBI's taxonomy places the organism in Eukaryota, Fungi, Ascomycota, Eurotiomycetes, Chaetothyriales, Herpotrichiellaceae. Gene Ontology annotation, cellular component: mitochondrial outer membrane. The record is from RefSeq and is a predicted model, not a curated record.